AUGCAUAUUCCCCAUCUCGUGGCAGUGCUUGCUGCUGCUGCCGCCGGCGUCGCGAAUGCUCAUCCGGGCCAUGACUUGAGCGAGGAGAUUGCAGAGCGUCAGCUCUUCCUGCGAUCCGUGAGACGAUCCUCGCUCGCCCACUGCGCCGACAAGCUCAAGGCCAGGGGCGUCGAGGCCGCCAACAUUGCCCGUCGCUCGGCUGCUGUCGAGAGCAGCCGCGUUGCCCGCGGCAUCCAGCGCCGAGACCUGGACAGCGACCUCUCCAAGUCCCACAACAGCACCGACCUGGGCUACACGGAGAAUACGUCCGUCUCGGAGCUCUUCUCCAGCAACGGAUCUUGCCUGCUGACCCCAGAAGUCACCCAAGGCCCUUACUAUGUUGGAGGCGAAUCUAUCCGAAAGGACGUGACGGAUUCGGAACCCGGCAUCGACAUCACGCUCGACUACCAAGUCAUCGACGUCGACACCUGCGAGCCCGUGCCGGACGUCUACGUCGAGAUCUGGCACUGCAACUCUACGGGAGUCUACUCGGGCGUCGUCGCUAACGGCAACGGCGACUCGUCCGACUCGUCCAACCUCGACAACAAGGCGCUACGUGGCAUCCAACCCACCGACCAGGACGGCGUCGCCCAGUUCCAGUCCAUCUUUCCCGGCCACUACACGGGCCGCGCCACCCACAUCCACGUCAUGGUGCACGCCAACGCGACCCUGUACGCCAACCAGACGCUCGGCAACGAGGUCUACGCGAGCCACGUAGGCCAGGCCUUCUUCGACCAGGACCUCAUCGCCGCCGCGGACAAGGUCGCCCCCUACAGCGACAACGAGCAGACGCUGACGGAGAACUCUGACGACAGCAUCCUCGCGGAGGAGGCGGGCACGGAGGGCGUGGACCCGUUCAUGGACUACGUCUAUCUGGGGGGUGCCCUGAGCGAUGGGUUGUUCGCGUGGCUGGCGUUUGGCAUCAACACGACGUACUCGAGCGAGGUGACGCCGGCGGCGUUCGUGUACGAGUCGGGCGGCGUGGAAAACGAGAACGGAGGCAUGGGCGGUCCCGGCGGUGGCGGUCCUCCGGGUGGUGGUGCCGGCGGUCCGCCCGGCGGGGGUAACGGGACGGGACCGGGGAGCAACACGACGGCCGCUCCAUCUGUAACUAGCACCGCUCCGUCAGGGACUCAGACUGGCACGACCGGAACGCCCACCCUAACCAACGUCGGCUCAGUCGUUGGCGCGUCCGUCACCGGGCUUCUGGGGCUGGUUGUUCUUGUUCUUGUCGUUCAGUAG
Cordyceps fumosorosea ARSEF 2679 is the source of this 1281-nucleotide messenger RNA. RefSeq names its product extracellular dioxygenase. Gene Ontology annotation, molecular function: oxidoreductase activity, acting on single donors with incorporation of molecular oxygen, incorporation of two atoms of oxygen; ferric iron binding. The coding region runs from base 1 to 1281 and encodes 426 amino acids. The transcript has 2 exons. NCBI's taxonomy places the organism in Eukaryota, Fungi, Ascomycota, Sordariomycetes, Hypocreales, Cordycipitaceae. The record is from RefSeq and is a predicted model, not a curated record.